ACCCGCACCCGAGAGGGCGGAGGACGCGCAGUCCGGAGCAGGGAGCCCUCGGCGGCCGCUCGCGAGAGUCCACAGCCCGCGCCGCCUCUGGGUGAGGACAGUGUUCUGGCCUUGAGUCUGUCAAGGAAAAUGAAGUUGAGCCGCCAGUUCACCGUGUUCGGCAGCGCGAUCUUCUGCGUGGUCAUCUUCUCGCUCUACUUGAUGCUGGACCGGGGUCACUUAGACUACCCUAGGGGCCCGCGCCGGGAGGGCUCCUUCCCGCAGGGCCAACUUUCAAUGUUGCAAGAAAAAAUAGACCAUUUGGAACGUUUGCUGGCUGAGAAUAAUGAGAUCAUCUCAAAUAUUAGGGAUUCGGUCAUCAAUUUGAGUGAAUCUGUGGAGGACGGUUCGAAAAGUUCACCAGGCAAUUUCAGCCAAGGUGCUGGCUCGCGUUUUCUGCCAUCACAGGCGUCCCUUCAGGUCGACCCUAAGGACUGCCUCUUUGUUUCCCAAGGGGGAAACCAGCAUCCUGAUGUGCAGAUGUUGGAUGUUUACAAUCUAAUCCCUUUUGAUAAUCCAGAUGGCGGAGUAUGGAAGCAAGGGUUUGACAUUAAGUACGAAGCUAACGAAUGGGACUCCGAGCCCCUGCAAGUGUUUGUCGUCCCUCAUUCCCAUAAUGACCCAGGUUGGUUGAAGACUUUCAAUGACUACUUUAGAGACAAGACUCAGUAUAUUUUUAAUAACAUGGUCCUAAAGCUGAAAGAAGACUCAAGCAGGAAAUUUAUGUGGUCUGAAAUCUCUUACCUUUCAAAAUGGUGGGAUAUUAUAGAUAUUCCGAAGAAGGAAGCUGUUAAAAGUUUACUACAAAAUGGCCAGUUGGAAAUUGUGACAGGUGGCUGGGUUAUGCCUGAUGAAGCUACUCCACAUUAUUUUGCCUUAAUUGACCAACUAAUUGAAGGACAUCAGUGGCUGGAAAAAAACUUAGGAGUGAAGCCUAGGUCUGGUUGGUCCAUUGAUCCUUUUGGACAUUCACCAACAAUGGCUUAUCUUCUGAAACGUGCUGGAUUUUCACACAUGCUUAUCCAGAGAGUACAUUAUGCAGUUAAAAAACACUUUGCAUUGCAUAAAACGUUGGAGUUUUAUUGGAGACAGAAUUGGGAUCUGGGAUCUGUCACCGAUAUUUUUUGCCACAUGAUGCCCUUCUACAGUUAUGACAUCCCUCAUACUUGUGGGCCUGAUCCUAAAAUAUGCUGCCAGUUUGAUUUUAAAAGGCUUCCUGGGGGCAGAUUUGGUUGUCCCUGGGGAAUCCUUCCAGAAGCAAUAUCUCCUGGAAAUGUCCACAGCAGGGCUCAGUUGCUUCUAGAUCAGUACCGAAAGAAGUCAAAACUUUUCCGUACAAAAGUUGUUCUGGCCCCACUUGGAGAUGAUUUUCGCUACAGUGAAUACUCAGAAUGGGAUUUACAGUUCAGGAAUUAUGAGCAGCUUUUUAAUUAUAUGAAUUCUCAGACUCAGUUUAAUGUAAAGAUACAGUUUGGAACCUUAUCAGACUAUUUUGAUGCAUUGGAUAAAGCAGAUGCAGCUGAGAGGAGGCAUGGCCAGUCGAUGUUCCCUGUUGUGAGUGGAGAUUUUUUCACAUACGCUGACCGAGAUGAUCAUUACUGGAGUGGCUACUUUACAUCUAGACCCUUUUACAAACGAAUGGAUAGGAUCAUGGAAUCUCAUUUAAGGGCUGCUGAAAUUCUUUACUAUUUCGCCCUGAAACAAGCUCAGAAAUACAAGAUACAUAAAUUUCUUUCAUCACCAUAUUACACAGCACUGACAGAAGCAAGAAGGAAUUUGGGAUUGUUUCAACAUCAUGAUGCUAUCACAGGAACUGCAAAAGAUUGGGUAGUUGUGGAUUAUGGUACCAGACUCUUUCAUUCGUUAAUUGGUUUGGAGAAGAUAAUUGGAGAUUCUGCAUUUCUUCUUAUUUUGAAGGACAAACUCAUGUAUGAGUCUUACUCUUCUGAUUCUUUCCUAGAGAUGGAUUUGAAACAAAAAUCACAAGAUUCUCUGCCACAAAAACAUAUAAUACAGCUGAGUAAAAAGGAGCCAAGGUACCUCGUGGUCUAUAAUCCUUUAGAACAAGACCGGAACUCGGUGGUUUCAAUCUGUGUGAGUUCCCCCAAGGUGCAAGUGCUUUCUGAUUCUGGGAGACCGGUGGAGGUCCAAGUCAGCGCAGUUUGGAAUGAUGCAGUCACUGUUUCAGGACAAGCCUAUGAGAUUUCUUUUCUAGCACAUAUACCACCACUAGGAUUGAAAGUAUAUAAGAUUUUAGAAUCAGACGGUUCCAAUUCACAUGUGGCUGAUUAUGUUAUAUAUAAUGGUAAAACAGAAGAGAGUGAAAUUUUCAAGAUAAAGAAUAUGAUAAAUGCCAACAAAGCUAUAACUCUGGAGAACUCCUUUGUUAUACUUCAGUUUGAUCAGUCUGGGCUUAUGGAGAAAAUGAUAACUAAAGAAGAUGGUAAGCACCAUAAAGUAAAAGUGCAGUUUUCCUGGUAUGGAACCACAAGCAGAAGAGACAAAAGUGGUGCCUACCUCUUCCUACCUGAUGGUAAUGCCCAGCCUUAUGUUUACACAACACUGCCCCUUGUCAGAGUGACACAUGGAAGGAUUUAUUCAGAAGUGACUUGCUUUUUUGAACAUGUUGCCCAUAAAGUCCGCCUGUACAGCGUACAUGGAAUAGAAGGACAGUCUGUUGAAAUUUCUAAUAUUGUGGACAUCCGAAAUUUAUAUAACCGUGAGAUUGCAAUGAGAAUUUCUUCUGAAAUAAACAGCCAAAAUAGAUUUUACACUGACCUAAAUGGAUACCAGAUUCAGCCUAGAAUAACAAUGAGCAAACUGCCUCUUCAAGCAAACGUCUACCCAAUGACCACGACGGCGUAUGUCCAGGAUGCUGAGCACCGCCUGACACUGCUCUCUGCUCAGUCCUUAGGUGUUUCGAGUUUGCGAAGUGGUCAUAUUGAAGUCAUUAUGGAUAGAAGACUCAUGCAAGAUGAUAAUCGUGGCCUUGGGCAAGGUGUCCAUGAUAACAAAAUUACCGCUAAUUUAUUUCGAAUACUGCUAGAAAAAAGAAGUGGCCUGGAUGUGAAAGAAGAAAUGAACUCGGUUGGUUAUCCUUCCCUCCUCAGCCACAUGACUUCCUCUUUCCUGAAUCAUCCAGUCUUUCCAAUGACAGUAAAAACAGAGUUUUCCUCACCUAACCUUCAUCUGCUGAAUGAAUUCCCCCUGUUACUGUCGUCCUUGCCUUGUGACAUUCAUCUGGUUAACCUACGGACAAUUCAGUCAAAGGUGGGCACUGGGUAUUCUGACGAGGCAGCCUUGAUCCUCCACAGGAAAGGAUUUGACUGCCAGUUCCCUAGUGGAGACACGGGGUUGCUUUGUUCUACUACUCAGGGAAAGAUGUUGGUACAGAAAAUUUUUAACAAGUUUACUAUUGAAAGUUUCACACCUUCAUCGUUAUCAUUGAUGCAUUCACCUCCAGACACCCAAAAUAUAAGUGAGAUCAACUUGAGUCCGAUGGAAAUCAGCACAUUCCGAAUCCGGUUGAGGUGAACCUGACUUUCAGAUUUUGAUUGGGAAGCAAUGGCUUUGAUAACUCUUGGUUUGAUGUGCAAUAAAGAAGCACAUUAUUUUAGCUUCUGACUACUGUGACAACAUGAAUUAUGUGAUUUUUUUUUUAAAACAGUUAAGUAAAAAAAAAAAAAGCCAUGCUAUCAACCUGGAUUCUUUUUCUUUUCCUUUUUUUUAAGUUCCUCCCAUGAACUACCACUUUCCGUGUGAAUUGAUGGCAACAAAUGAAGAAAUGUUUAAAGACAACCUCUCAACAGAUUGUAUCUCAGGUUAAAUGCUAACUAAUUAUGUUUGUGUUGGGGGUUGUGAAGAGAUCAUUGUAAGUAUUUGUGUGGCUGAUCCUUCAUUAGUUUUACAAAAGUACCUAUUUGACCAAAAUUGAAUAACAGGUUGGUGGGUAACAGCUAAUGGCCAAAAUGGUUGCAAUCAUGUGUACAAGUUACAAAAAAUGUUGUGUGUUAAAAUAUGUGGAAAAGUGCAAUCCCUCCACCCUUAUGAUAAACGUAGUUGAUUUUCACAUCGUUUUCUAAUGAGCCUCUUGACUCUUCCUUUGUAUUUACAGAUAUACCUGAUUUUGAAUCAUUCAACAAUAGAAAAUAAAGAGGCAUAUUUUCAUUACUUGACAGUGUGGGAUAGGUGCAAUUUAUUCCAUUGUCACUAACAUAGAAGAAGCAAUUCCAUAGGUACCGUAAAACUAUUUUAGGUACCGCAAGAUGUCUUUUUACACAGCUCAUUUGAAUACAGGUGUUCUGAGAAGGGGUUUUCUAUUUUACAAUUACCAUAUCAAAAUAAAUGUGCCUUAUUUUUUUAUAAGUCUUGUUAACUCUUUUGGUGUCCAUAUUACUGUUAGGGAGAGGGGAAAAAUGGGGAGGCUGGGGCAGGGGUAGGUACUUUCUAUGAUAAAUAAAUUGUGUGAUUUUUGCCUGACAAUGCUGGCCACAUUCUGAUCUGUUUCAUUAAAUUUGUGGUGAUGUUACUCUAAACAUUUUGACUAUUUGAAUGUACUGAGAUGUCAGAAAACAAAAUAAGGAAGAAAAAUAUUGUUAAUUAAAAUAUGCUGCUGCCAAGGAAACUGCAACUUGAAACAAGGAUUUUGUAACGUGCAAAAUCCAGAUACUGUUUCCACUUCACAGGAGUUAACCAUAUUGAAGAGAGAAUGCUUUAAAAUAGACCCUGUUCUGAAAUCUACUUACAUGUAGCCUAUCAUAAUGUAUCUUAAGUGUUUGUUCAGUCAAUUCCAAACUUCUGUGUAUCCUUAACCUCAAGCGUGUUGUGCUAAGCCCACGUGCCAUUACAGUACUUCUAAUAAAAUUUAUCUGGGAUCAUUGUUUCCUUAAUAUUAAAAUAACUUUAACAUGAACAGCAUUCAUAAUAUUCACUUUCAACAUAGGACUCUUUGAUUAUGUACAGUUUGAAAAGUCAUGUUACUAGAUUUAGUAAUAACUGACUUUAAAUUUCCAUUUACCUCUUGUUGUUUUGACAUCCUUAGAUAGAAGUUAAUCCCAUUUCUGUUUCAUCAUGUAGUCUGAUUAUCAUCUGGAAUGUCACUUAAGAUGCAGCUCCUAAUAUUAUACUGUUAUGUUAAAUCUAUAAACUCCUUUGCCUUUAAUAAUUAAGGAAACAAUACCAGUGUUGGUAAAGAAAUUACAGGAGGGUAAUUUCAUGCAAUAAACAUGUUUCUUUUCCUCAUUUUGGGGGGGAAUAAACAACCAGAAGAAAGAACAACAACAACAAAAAAAAAAACCCACUUCUUUUUGUAGACAUCUACAGAUGUUAGGAUUGCCAGAAGCAAAUACCAGGAAUAAGAUCGGUAUUUUUGUUGCAUCUUAAAUGUAUAUCUUCCUUUGGGAGUUUACUGUGUUCUGUGGUUAAGUGGGUGUGCUUAAUCACUCUA
Fukomys damarensis (Damara mole-rat) is the source of this 5485-nucleotide messenger RNA. It is a transcript of the gene Man2a1, whose product is annotated as mannosidase alpha class 2A member 1. Gene Ontology annotation, cellular component: Golgi membrane. Gene Ontology annotation, biological process: mannose metabolic process; protein deglycosylation; N-glycan processing. The coding region runs from base 130 to 3573 and encodes 1147 amino acids. The transcript has 22 exons. The record is from RefSeq and is a predicted model, not a curated record. Gene Ontology annotation, molecular function: carbohydrate binding; alpha-mannosidase activity. Lineage: Eukaryota; Metazoa; Chordata; Mammalia; Rodentia; Bathyergidae.